Messenger RNA from Propithecus coquereli (Coquerel's sifaka), 2433 nucleotides. RefSeq lists its product as uncharacterized. The record is from RefSeq and is a predicted model, not a curated record. Gene Ontology annotation, molecular function: metalloendopeptidase activity. Gene Ontology annotation, biological process: cell adhesion; proteolysis. The transcript has 9 exons. Gene Ontology annotation, cellular component: cytoplasm; membrane. Bases 34 to 852 code for a protein of 272 amino acids. NCBI's taxonomy places the organism in Eukaryota, Metazoa, Chordata, Mammalia, Primates, Indriidae.
GCAUCCAGGGCAGGCUCCAGAGAGACACUGAAGAUGCUGCUGCUGCUGCUCCUCGGGGUUGCCACACGCAGAUGUCUACAUGAGGAGACUCAGAAGUCUGUGAGCCUUCUCAGGCCCCCUUUCUCCCAACUGCCCCCAAACUUCCGCUCUUCCUCCCACGCCCUCCCUAGCUCCGGAGAGCCUCAACCCCUGCGCAUCCAAACCUGCUAUAUAGGAAACCCUACAUCAGAUGGAGCUUGGGAUCUUGAGGGAGAUGGGAUGACAAGGAGGUCCCGUGCCCUGGCCGCAGUGAGAGAGGCCACUCAGCGAAUCCAGGGUGUCCUAGCAGUCUCUCCAGUGCAAGGACCCCUGCUUCUGAGUCGAGACCCUGCACAAUACUGCCACGCUGUCUGGGGAGACCCAGAUACCCCAAACUACCACAGGUGCAGCCUCUUGAACCCAGGGUACAAUGGAGAGAGUUGCCUGGGGGCAAAGAUUCCUGACGCCCAUCUCCGUGGUUAUGCCUUGUGGCCGGAGCAGGGUCCCCCACAAGUGGUCCAGCCAGAUGGGCCUGGGGUCCAAAACACGGACUUUCUCCUGUAUAUGCAGGUUGCCCACACUUCCAAGUGCCACCAAGAGGCCACACUGCAUGAAUUGCUCCAUGUCCUGGGUUUUUCUGGACAGCUCUUCAAGAACUGGCGGGACUGCCCCUCAGGACUCAGUGUUAGAGAGAACUGCUCCACAAGGCAACAAGUGACAAGGCGAGAUAAGUGGGGACAGCUGCUUCUCACCACCCCAGCUGUUAGCCACAGCCUGGCCAAACACUUGGGGGUACUAGGGGUUUCACUGGGCGUUCCUUUGGAAGAAGAGUAGGGCCCUUUGUCCUCACACUGGGAGGCCAGACUACUCCAGGGCUCUCUAAUGAUUGCUACCUUUGAUGGUGCCCAGCGCACUCGACUUGACUCAAUCACUCUUGCUGCCUUCAAAGACUCAGGAUGGUACCAGGUCAACCACAGUGCUGCAGAGGAGCUGCUGUGGGGCCAGGGAUCUGGCCUGGAAUUUGGCCUGGUGACCACAUGUGGGACUGGCUCCUUAGACUUCUUCUGCACUGGCAGUGGGCUGGGCUGUCACUACCUGCACCUGGACAAGGGAAGCUGCUCCUCAGACCCCAUGCUGGAAGGCUGCCGCAUGUACAAGCCCUUAGCCAACGGAGUGAGUAGACUAGAAAGCAUAGAAUGAAACUGAGUGGGCCUGGAAGGGAGUCAACUUCUAAGGCAUCUGGACAAACACUAUUCUACCUCCUGCUCUGCCCUUCAGAGUGAAUGCUGGAAGAAGGAAAACGGAUUCCCAGCUGGUGUGGUGAAUCCCCAUGGGGAGAUCUACCAUUCCCAGAGUCGCUGCUUCCUUGCCAACCUCACUUCACAACUGCUCCCUGCAGAUGAGACCAGGUACCCUUCUCAGAUCCCACACCCCAAGGAGCUCACUGGCCGCUGCUACUUGCAUCAAUGCACGGAGAGGGGUGCAUACAAGGUGCAGGUGGAGGGAUCACCUUGGGUGCCAUGCCUUCCAGGAAAGGCUAUUCAGGUGAGUACCCUAAGAGGAAUAGUUGUGUCACAGUGGCAAAAAGAAAUUGGCCCGCUUGUACUUUCCAACCUGUUUUGAUGGUCAUUUUUAUGAAGUACCCACUGAGUCCCUAACUCUGAUCUAGAAUGUACAUUUUCCUUAAAAGGAAUGCUUGGGCAGAUAAUUGAGGCACAACUACAUCCUGCUACGUAUUUCCUUACAGAUACCUGGGUACUACGGUCUUCUCCUUUGUCCCUGGGGUCGCCUGUGUCGGACUAAUGAAGGUACCAAUGCUGUUACUUCCCCUCCUGUGAGUCUUUCAACCCAAGACCUGCUAUUCCAGCUGUCCUUAGGUUUAGCUGGACCUCCAGGCCACUCUUUGGGGAAGGAACAACAAGAAGAGCUGGCUGAAGUAGUACUGCAGGCUCUGGUGAGCAGAGGUGGCAGUGGCAGGUAAAGGGACAGUUCAAGCUAUUUAUACAAUGGGCCAGGGAAAAUGCUUAGGUCCUUUACUUCAUAACUUUCAUCUGAAGACUUUCUAUUUAUCUCUCUCCCAAACCUGCACCUGUUUCAUGAGAUAUACUCUUCCAGGGAUUAUACCUCCAUUAAGAGAUCCAAAUGUCCAUUCAGGUGCUAUUUCCACAGCCCAUCAAUUACUACUAGUUUGGUGUUCACCGUGCAUAUGUGGAAGUCCCCUGGCUGCCAAGGGCCUUCAGUUUCUAUGCUGCACAGGGCCCUGACCCUGACUCUCCAGGAGAAACCCCUAGAAGUAUAUCAUGGAGGAGCCAGCUUUACCACAAAAGAUAACCAGUAAGAUAAUAUUCCAAGUAGUUUUCUUUCAAACCCACAGAGUACAGAUGUUUGAAAUUGCAUUUAUUAAGCACUAACUCA